AUAGAAAAUGAAGAUUGGUUGCAUUCCAUGUCUUAACAACCUGCCUCUAACAUGGACAACUGAGGCUUUGUCUCCCUAACAAAGUUCAAUUUUCAAGUCAACAAAUCAAAUGGGAAUAGAUAAACAGCUUAAUACAUUGCAACUAAUAAUUUCUACACAUCUCUCAUAAUGGGACUGUAUGAUUGAUUACUCUGCAAUGCUAACCACACCAUCUUCCUCAUCAAAUAAUUAAUAAACACACACACACUAUUAAAUUCCUGUCUCUCUCUCUCUCUCUACACCCAUAUAUAUAUAAACAUGAGUUGCUGGUGUUGCUGAGCAAUUACAGCACUUUGACAAAUAACAGAAACAGAGAGAUAUGGCACAAGAAAAGGUCAUUUCUGAGAGAGUGAAGCUUCUGAUUUCAUUGUUUGUUCUGCAGUUCUGCUUUGCAGGAUUUCACAUUGUGUCCAGAGUUGCACUCAACAUUGGUGUUAGCAAAGUUGUCUACCCUGUCUACAGAAAUAUCAUUGCAUUGCUGUUGUUGGGACCCUUUGCCUACUUCGUAGAAAAGAAAGAAAGACCACCGCUCACAUUCUCUUUAUUGGCCCAGUUUUUCCUUCUAGCACUAGUGGGGAUCACUGCAAACCAGGGCUUUUACAUCUUAGGUUUGUACUAUGCAUCUCCAACCUUUGCAUCAGCAAUGCAAAACUCAGUGCCCGCAAUUACUUUUGUCAUGGCAUCCGUUCUAGGGCUCGAGCAAGUUAAUAUCAUGAGGAGAGAUGGACUGGCAAAAGUUCUUGGGACUUUAGCAAGUGUAGGUGGUGCUACAAUUAUCACUUUGUAUAAAGGACCUCCCAUUUUGCACCAAGCAUCAACACUGGAAGUAGCUAAUACAUAUGGUGAGAGUGCCAUUAUCUCUUCAACCAAAGUGCAGAACUGGACAUGGGGCUGUAUAUUUCUUAUUGGUCACUGCUUAUCAUGGGCUGGAUGGAUGGUCCUUCAGGCCCCCAUAGUGAAGAAGUACCCAGCCAAGCUCUCACUGACAUCCUUCACAUUCUUCUUUGGGUUAAUCCAGUUCCUAUCUAUAGCAGCUUUUGUAGAAAAAGAUCCAAAGCGUUGGCAAAUCCAGUCUGGGGAAGAGAUUUUUACAAUCUUAUAUGCUGGAAUAAUAUCUUCAGGUCUAGUAAUAUCUCUACAGACCUGGUGCAUUCAGAAAGGAGGCCCAGUUUUCGUUGCCAGCUUCCAGCCAGUUCAAACAGUAUUAGUUGCUGGCAUGGCAUUCAUAAUUCUUGGUGAUCAGUUAUACUUUGGAGGAGUCAUUGGAGCUGUCCUAAUUGUGAUUGGCCUUUACCUAGUCUUAUGGGGUAAAACAACAGAGACAAGGUAUCAAAGCCAAGAUACUGAAGAGACAUUGACAAAACAUCUAUUACAGGGUGACAACAACGAUCAAGAUUGCCCUGAUGGAGUUGAUAUUCCAUAAUGUUCUAUCUGUCCUUGUUCAGGGUCUCCACAUGCUUACAGGCCCAAAGACCAUAGGACAAUUUCCUAUAGAAUGUCCAACAGGGCCUCAAAAAGGUUAGCAUGUUAACAUGUAAAUCUUCACUGGAUUUGUUUAAAAUUUCUUGAAUUUUCAACUUAGAGAGGAGCGCACUUACUUUGGCCUGUAGAGCAACAAAGGGAAGACAAAAUCAAAGAAGAAAGCAAUUUGCCAAAGCAGCUCUCAAGUUGUACAUUGCUAUUCAACACCUUUCAUAUUAAAUAGCACAUAGCUAUUCUGUAAAUUUUACAGAUAUGGAUUAGCAAGUUCCACUAUGCAACUUUUCAUAAUGGACUGUUUGAUUGAAUAAACAAUAAAAUCAUCUCCACCAAACACUUCAAGGAGAUAUUUAUUAGCUCUUCCUAUAAUUUGUGAGACUGUAUGCAUAAUCUCUUUGAUGUCGGCAUUAGUUCGCAAUAUAACAUCAGUAAAGAAUAAAAUUCAGUAGGUUGGAUCAGGCAUACCUGGUUCCUAGGUCAAUGGGACAAGCAAUUGGGUCAGACAGGGAACCAACAGCCCUAAUUCGGGCCUGAUUGGCUAUGGGUUGGACAGGGAAAACCCUACACACGUGGGCCUAAAACAGCACUAAUUUGUUUGGAGGAAGCAAAAAUGUUACAGGAGGAACAUAUGAAUAUAACUUCCAUAAUUAACACAAUUAAACAAAAGAAGCACAAAACUGGCAAGAUAAUAAGAACAGUAGGAAGGGCUUUAAAAUCAUCAAAAUCUACCCGUUCCACAAAGCCCCACUUGCAUAUUUCACCAAAGACUUCUUAUCCCUAAAUAUGCUAUAUGCAAUAAAGUCACAACAGAUCAUGACACCCACCAUUGAUUAACAAAAUAAAAGUCUAGUUGAAAAUAUCCCAAAAGCUGCUAAUUGAGUAAAAAGCACACAAGAAAAACGGGGCAACACGAUAACAAACAGUUUCCUCAGGACCCAAUAUUUUAAUGCUUCAUACUACUCUACCUCACAGUAACAAUGUCGUCAAUCUUCAAGAUCAUGCGAACACACUCCGUAGCCAAGGAAAUUGCACUUGUGCUCACCAGCAAGGGCUGCACGACAU
Molecule: messenger RNA, 2580 nt
Organism: Sesamum indicum (sesame)
Lineage: Eukaryota; Viridiplantae; Streptophyta; Magnoliopsida; Lamiales; Pedaliaceae
Gene: UMAMIT4
Product: nodulin MtN21 /EamA-like transporter family protein
Cellular component (GO): membrane
Molecular function (GO): transmembrane transporter activity
Source: RefSeq, a predicted model, not a curated record